GAAAAGAGAAUUUUGAUGGAAGAAGAGUAAGAGUCUUGCAGAGGUAAAAUUCCCACAUGUGACUCCCUCCUUCCUCCCACUUUGAAGACGACAAAAAAUCCAUCGCAAAUCCAACCGAUUUCCGCCUCAAUCCAUUUUCAAUCGGUUGUUGUUGCUUCACAUACACUACUUUCCUUCGUCUCUAUCUAAUUUCUCUCACACCAAAUGCAGGAAAGCAGGAGAUUGUUCUAUUCGGUGAUUCGGCAAGUAAAUUGAAGCAAUUUUAUCGAAUUUGAAGGUUUCGGUUCUGUGCUGCGUAUGCCAGUGGAUCUAUGCUGGAAUUGUAACUUUUUCUGUUGAGGUUGAAAAGCUGAUGGGUAACAAGAUAUCAAAAAAAUCGAUUUCUGGUCGAUAUUCAUCGUAUGCGUCAAGUUCGAACUGGAACCAUACUGCCUAUCCACAAUCAUCGUAUCCUCAGCCAAGUCAUGGCUAUGCACCUCAACAUUCGAUGUAUGGUGGCCCGCCCCCGCCUCCGGAGUCUAAGAGAAGAUUGGAGAGGAAGUUCUCUAGAAUAGAUGACAAUUACAACUCCUUAGAUCAGGUCACUGAUGCUCUUGCACGUGCUGGUCUAGAAUCCUCGAACUUAAUUGUUGGUAUUGAUUUCACAAAGAGUAAUGAGUGGACUGGUGCCAGGUCAUUUCACCGGAGAAGUUUGCAUCAUAUUGGAGAUGAGCAGAAUCCUUAUGAACAAGCCAUAUCGAUUAUUGGACGAACACUCUCCAAAUUUGAUGAAGAUAAUUUAAUUCCUUGUUUUGGAUUCGGCGAUGCUUCAACGCACGAUCAAGAAGUCUUCAGUUUUUUCCCAGACGAGAGGUUUUGUGAAGGGUUUGAGGAAGUGCUAAACCGAUAUAGGGAUUUAGUUCCUCAAUUGCGGCUUGCAGGACCAACAUCAUUUGCUCCUAUCAUUGAAAUGGCUAUGACCAUCGUCGAACAAAGUGGUGGCCAGUACCACGUGCUGCUGAUCAUAGCUGACGGACAGGUCACAAGAAGUGUCGACACUAAUCGUGGCCAGCUAAGCCCCCAAGAGAAGAAAACUGUGGAUGCAAUCGUCAAAGCUAGUGAGUACCCAUUGUCUAUUAUAUUGGUUGGCGUUGGAGAUGGGCCGUGGGAUAUGAUGAGGGAAUUCGACGACAAUAUUCCUUCCCGGGCUUUUGACAAUUUUCAGUUUGUAAACUUCACAGAAAUCAUGUCGAAGAACAUGGAUCGGGCUCGAAAAGAAGCUGAGUUUGCGCUCGCAGCAUUAAUGGAAAUACCUGCUCAGUAUAGAGCAACUCUGGAGCUGAAUAUUCUUGGUGCUUCUAGAGGAAAGGACGUUGAUCGAAUCUCACUACCUCCUCCCCUCUACGGCGCGGCAUCUUUCUCCACACCAAAGCCUUCCCGUUCCAACAGUUUCUGUCCCAGUGCACCGACUUCCAGCAGUCGGGAUUCUGCUCCGCGGUCCAGCCAUUCCGGAAGCCACACUUCUGACAACCAUCUUUGCCCGAUCUGCAUUACCGAGCCAAAGGACAUGGCAUUUGGCUGCGGACACCAGACAUGCUGUGAAUGCGGACAAGAUCUUGUCUCGUGUCCUAUUUGUCGAAUGCCCAUCGAGACAAGGAUAAAGCUCUACUAAAUAAUACUCAAGGUCUCAUGGAAGCUGCCUAUUGUCGAAUCUUUCUUGCAUUAUUUGUGCCUACUAUUCGAACAUGUUCUGAACAUUAUUUUUUUCUAUCAUGAAUUUAUUUAUUUCUCUUAUGUACAUAAGUUUUGAACAUAAUAGGUUUGUGACCUUUGUUAUGUGGAUUAAUUUUGAUAAAUUGGAGUUUUAUUUUAUUUUUC
Messenger RNA from Andrographis paniculata, 1857 nucleotides. Its product is annotated as E3 ubiquitin-protein ligase RGLG2-like. The coding region runs from base 353 to 1651 and encodes 432 amino acids. Lineage: Eukaryota; Viridiplantae; Streptophyta; Magnoliopsida; Lamiales; Acanthaceae. The record is from RefSeq and is a predicted model, not a curated record. The transcript has 13 exons.